AUGACAUCGGUGGGGUCUUCUUCUGAACAUGUCAUCAUCAUUGUUCUAUGGAAGUACCGUUUGAGUUUGUACCAAUGGAAGCGAAGAGAUGAUGUCAAGAUUAUUGUCGUGGCGCCUCCACGGAUGUUGGUGGAUGAGACUAAUGUGGAUGUCUACUAUCAAGUGGAACCUCCGAUCCGUGACCACGACCACUGCCUGUUGAUGCAUAAAGUUCGCGAGCUCUGUUCAAUUUUCUCGUCAAAGAACCCGAAAUUAGUAGUUUUUGAAAGGUCCCUUCAACGUCCGAUUGCACAAAUCCGAAGGGAUAUGGAAGUGGAUGGAUUCAGACCGGAACAACUUUUGCAUUUCGUUCAUGCGGAAGAAGCAAUUACAAUGAGAAACGGAUUAGCGGCAAUCAGUCUGAGACAGUGCUCGUUGUCCGGAACACCACAACCUGAUUCAUGGGCUGAAGCAGUCAGGAAUCAGAUUGGCGGGUUCCCAGCAGUUGUUCGCCCUCUACGUCAUCACUGUGCUCAUUCCGUGGGAUUCAUUCGAAAUGAAAACGAAUUCAAGAAUUGGUUCAGACGAAACUCAAGUGUCCAUCGCAACGAACAUUAUGUGGUACAAGAGUACGUAGAUGAUGGACAUGAGUUCAAUGCUGUCUGCUCUUCAGCUGAUGGAAUUCUUGGUUGUAUUUCUGCAAUCGAAACCCAUCGUUCAGUUUUGGAGUGUAUUCAAAACCAACAACCCUAUGCUCUAGAGUAUUUGUCUGCCAAUCAGACAAGAGAUAUUUUCCCGGGGCUCGAAUCGUUUUGUAUUCAGGUGAUCAAAAGCAUAUUUCCAACAUCGUAUCUUGGUUUGAUCUUCAUCCGGGGAUAUUAUAAAGAUCACAACGAGAUAUUCUUCCUUGGAUUUGGCCUCGAGCCCGAUAGUGAAACAGCUCGACUUCUUUAUGCGCUUCCGCAGAGUAAUCCAUGGGAAGUCUUGGCGUUGACUGCCCAACUAGGACCACAACGAGAAGAUACAUCUGCCAUCGACAACAACUACCACUUGGUGAUAAACUUUCCAUCUGGUGAAGGCGUCUUGAUACACCAGACUAAUAUUUUGAGAAGAGAAAGCUACAUGCGAGUGUCUUGGAAAAGCGCCGAGAGUGCUGAAAUGAAGGAUAGUGAUCACCUGGAUGACAAUGUCCUACAAGUGUUCCUUUGGAAUUCAAACCGAUCUCAACUUCUUGCCGAUUGUAUUGAUAUCAUCAACUCUACUGACAUCACUAUUGACCGAAACGCGUUGAAUGAGAGACAUAGUUUGUGUCGGAAGAAUGUGGCAAAGUUAACUGCAAAGGAGUUAGUCAGAAGCUGCACCACAACCGACUAA
Messenger RNA from Caenorhabditis briggsae, 1353 nucleotides. The record is from RefSeq and is a predicted model, not a curated record. Lineage: Eukaryota; Metazoa; Nematoda; Chromadorea; Rhabditida; Rhabditidae. The coding region runs from base 1 to 1353 and encodes 450 amino acids. Gene Ontology annotation, molecular function: metal ion binding; ATP binding. The transcript is spliced from 8 exons.